Molecule: messenger RNA, 1140 nt
Organism: Dovyalis caffra
Lineage: Eukaryota; Viridiplantae; Streptophyta; Magnoliopsida; Malpighiales; Salicaceae
Source: the annotation of a GenBank genome assembly
AUGGCAAAGAGUAGCAGCUCACAGGUGAUAACUUGCAAAGCGGCGAUAUGCUGGGGAAUAGGGGAGCCAUUGAAGGUGGAAGAGAUACAAGUAGAGCCACCAAAAUCUUAUGAAAUUCGUGUUAAGAUGUUACUUGCUAGUUUAUGCCAUACUGAUAUCCUUUGUACCAGAGGAUUCCCAGCUCCUCUUUUUCCUCGAGUCCUCGGCCAUGAAGGUGUUGGAAAGGUGGAAAGCAUAGGAGAAGGAGUAGAGGAUCUUGAAGAAGGAGACCUUGUGAUUCCAACCUUCCUUGGAGAGUGCCAAGAAUGUGAGAAUUGCAGAUCUGGGAAGACCAAUUUAUGCUUGAAGUACCCAUUAAUCCUCGAUGGGCUAAUGCUUGAUGGCACUGCAAGAAUGUCCAUUAAUGGACAAAAAUUACAUCACAUUUUCUCUUGCUCAACAUGGUCUGAAUACAUGGUGAUUAAUGCUAAUUAUGUCGUCAAGAUUAAUCCAAGUAUUGAUCUUGCUCAUGCAAGCUUCCUUUCAUGUGGAUUCUCCACUGGAUUUGGGUCAGCUUGGAGGGAAGCUAGUGUUGAGAAGGGAUCAAGUGUUGCUGUCAUUGGUCUAGGUGCGGUUGGAUUAGGGGCCAUAGAGGGAGCUAGAAUGCAAGGGGCAAGUAAAAUAAUUGGAAUAGACAAAAAUGAGAAGAAAAGAGAGAAAGGGGAAGCUUUUGGAAUGACUGAUUUUAUAAACCCAGAUGGAAAUUCCCAAAAACCCAUUUCGGAAUUGAUAAAAGACUUAACAGGUGGAAUGGGUGUGGAUUAUUGCUUUGAGUGCACUGGUGUUGCACCCUUUGUCAAUGAAGCCCUCCUAGCAACGAAACCAGGAAAAGGCGAAACAUUAGUGGUUGGUGCAGGAACUCAUCAAACUGUGCCCAUCAACUUCUUAUCUCUUUUGUGUGGUGGAACUUUGAAGGGUUCUAUUUUUGGAGGGCUCAAAAUUAAAUCUGAUCUUCCCAUUUUACUCGACAAAUGCAAAAAAAAGGAAUUCCUUCUGGAUAACCUUUUCACUGAUCAUCAUCAAGUUACAUUGAAAGAUAUAAACAAAGCUUUUGAACUAUUGAAGCAACCAGAUUGCAUCAAGAUCCUUAUCAAUAUUUGA